Molecule: messenger RNA, 1092 nt
Organism: Parnassius mnemosyne (clouded apollo)
Lineage: Eukaryota; Metazoa; Arthropoda; Insecta; Lepidoptera; Papilionidae
Source: the annotation of a GenBank genome assembly
AUGGCAGGACGUUUUUAUUUCGCAUGGAGGAUGUUUGCAACCGCUAAGGCACAAGAUGACCGCAAUUAUAACGCCGAUGUUGAAUCAAGAGUUCGUGCAUCUUUCAACCCUUUGUUACACCUCACGGGGAGGCAAUUUAAAGAUAGGUAUCGCAUUUCCAAGAAAGUGUUAAAGUUUUUGUGUAAAGAGCUAAGGAGUUUGACAAAUCUUAGCUCCUCUCAACGCGUUUCCUUGGAACAUAAAGUGCUCACUGCUCUAUUCUUUUUUGCAACUGGAUCUUACCAAAGGCCAGUUGGGAUUGCAAAGCACAUGUCUCAAAAAAUGUGCAGUGUGUACAUAGAAGAAGUUACCCAGGCGCUGACACACAAAAAUAUAAUAAAUAAAUAUAUUCGGUUCCCUGACACUCCAGCUGCUCGACAAGCAGUUAGUCAACGUUUUUACAGAAAAUAUGGAAUUCCUGGAGUGGUUGGUUGUAUUGAUGGAAGUCAUUUUAAAAUAGUUGUUCCACCAAAAGAAGAGGAACAUUUGUAUUAUAGUCGUAAGCACUACCAUUCACUUAAUGUUCAAAUGGUAUGUGAUGAUGAAUAUCGAAUUUUAAAUGUGAAUUCCAAGUUUGGAGGUGCAAAUCAUGAUUCCUUUAUAUGGGAAAACAGUGAUUUAAACACAUACAUACAAUCUUUGCACCAAAAUGGAGAAAUUGUCUGGCUUUUAGGAGAUUCUGGAUAUCCCCAACGCCCAUGGCUUAUGACACCAUUUUUAGACGCUGAGUCCAAUAAUUAUAAUGAUAAGCACAUGAGAGCUCGAGUUGUUAUUGAAAACACAUUUUCAAGGUUGAAAAAUCGGUGGAGAUGUCUGCACAAGGAUAGAGUUUUGCAUUACAAGCCUGUAAAAUGUGCACACAUUAUUUUAGCAUGCUCUGUGUUACAUAAUAUAGUUAUUAAUUUUGGUGUUGAGGAUACAGAGGAAAAUAUAGGUCUGCAAUUUGAAAGGACAAUGGAAUCUGAUCAAAUAACUUACACAGAAAGAGAAGCUACCUCUGAUUUAAUUAGAGGUAGAAUAUUAAGAGAUCAAUUAGCAAGAAGGGUACUAUAG